GCUGAAUAUCGUUGUCCAAUGCGUAAAGUCGCUUUUCCUUGAUCCACCCAAAGAAAAAGGAACAGAAAAGGAAAAGGGAUAAAGUCGCGUUUCUUCACAAAAUUGCAGAACCGCCGUUGAGGUAAAAGCCCAUGGGGAAGAAGAAAGGUGAAGGAAACCCUAAUCCGAGCGAGCUGAAAGAAGGACACAAUUUACUCGGCGCGCCGACUUUUGAGCAGCUGGAGAAUGGCCGGUUCAAGUGCGUGGAGACCGGUCACGAGCUGCCGUCUCACGCCAGAGACUCAUACGCCGACUCCAAGCACUGUCGGCUGGGGCUCAUCGACGCCGCGCUGGCUCGGAAUAAGCCGCCUCUCAACAUGUUCAAGCAAGACCCUGCCUCCCGUUCGAAGCUAAUAUGCCGAUUAACCGGAGAUACGAUCAACAAAACGGAGGAGCAUAUAUGGAAGCAUAUAAACGGGAAACGUUUUCUCAACAUGUUAGAUAAGAAGGAGGCAGAAAAAGAAGCACCAAAUGGAAAAACAGAGAAGCAGGACGAGAAGAAGGAGAAGAAAAAGAAGAAGAAAAUUGAAAAUGGUGGUCUGAAGAAGAAUAAGAAGAAGAUUGAGGAAGAGGGGGAAAAUAUUGAUGAUAUCAUGGAUGAAGUAAGGGACAUGGCUGGAAAAAGUAGUGAUUCUGAAAAUGAAGCUGGCUUUUGGAUGCCACCUGUCGGUGAACGGUGGGACCAUGAUGAUGGAGGUGACCGUUGGGGCUCUGAUUCAGAAUCGGGACCUGAGGCUGAAGAUGAUGAUGAUGAAGAAGACUUGGGGAUUGAAGAGAAUAAGGUUGAAAGUGCAGAGACAUCAAAACGGACAAAGCGAAUGUCUCAAGAAACUGGGACUAGUAGCUUUGCCUCAAGGAAGAAGAAGAAGAAGACAGCAUAACAAGUUUUAGAAAUUGAGCCAAAACCCAGUUCUCAUGUUUGCUGACCCUAUUUAUUUCAACACAUUGGGAGUAUAAAAUCAUAUGAAAAAGUAGAAAAUUGCCCGCAAGGGUGUGUCCUGCUGUUUGAGUUCGUUGGCUUUUUUUUUUCCCCAAAACAAACGAAUCAGUUUUGCGGUUGUCUUACAAUCCCUCCCUAUAUAUUAAUUGAGAACGUGCUGAGUUUAUGUGGCAGACUCGCAUGCUUUGGGAUCCUAUGUGGCAAAUAUACAUGCUUCGUUAUUAGAGUUGGGUAGAUUUAGUUUACUUCUAAUCCAAAUAUAUUUAGGUUCGGAUUAUCUAUAAUAUGUUGAUUAUUUAUGAUAAGGGUGGGCGCCGGCCGGGACGGUCUUGGAUUUGAUUUGUCCGGAUACCCAUCCCACUUUUAUGAAUCCGUCCAUGAACGAAGCACCGUCGCCACCCAUGUAAAACAUGGGUGUUGUACUAGUGAUGUUUUAAUUUUGAAUGACUCCAUUAUUAUUAUUAUUUAUU
Molecule: messenger RNA, 1449 nt
Organism: Striga asiatica
Lineage: Eukaryota; Viridiplantae; Streptophyta; Magnoliopsida; Lamiales; Orobanchaceae
Source: the annotation of a GenBank genome assembly